Molecule: messenger RNA, 1826 nt
Organism: Manihot esculenta (cassava)
Lineage: Eukaryota; Viridiplantae; Streptophyta; Magnoliopsida; Malpighiales; Euphorbiaceae
Product: cannabidiolic acid synthase-like 2
Exons: 1
Coding region: 4-1602 (532 amino acids)
Molecular function (GO): oxidoreductase activity; FAD binding
Source: RefSeq, a predicted model, not a curated record
GCCAUGACUUCUUUCUAUUCAAUGUUCCCAUUGCUUUUUUUUCUUCUCUUGUCUUUCUCAUCUGCAAAUUCAGCUCAUCCCCAUAAAGAUUUUCUUCAAUGUCUUCGCCUUCAAUCCAGAAAUUCUGCCUCCAUUUCUAAAGUCAUUUACACUUCAGUCAAUUCCUCCUAUUUGUCUGUCUUGCAAUUCUUAAUCCAAAACAGAAGAUUCAACACCACUAACACCCCAAAACCUCUCGUUAUUGUGACCCCGUUGAGCGUUUCCCACGUCCAAGAUGCCGUCAUUUGUUCUCAGAAAUAUGGUUUGCAAGUUAGAGUACGAAGCGGCGGCCAUGACUAUGAAGGUCUUUCUUACGUUUCUCCUCUCCCAUUUGUCAUUAUUGAUCUCAUCAAUCUUCACUCUGUCAGUGUUGAUGCAACUAAGGAAAAUGCAUGGGUCGAAGCUGGUGCAAAUCUAGGCAGAGUUUACUAUUAUAUUGCUAAGAAAAGUAGAACUCUUGGCUUUCCGGCUGGUGUUUGUCCAACUGUGGGGACUGGAGGGCACAUCAGCGGUGGAGGGUAUGGCGUUUUGCAGCGUAAAUACGGCUUGGCAGCAGAUAACGUAAUUGAUGCUAAGUUGAUUGAUGUGAAUGGUAGAAUCCUCGAUAGAGCUUCAAUGGGUGAAGAUCUUUUCUGGGCUAUUAGAGGAGGUGGAGGAAAUACUUUUGGAAUCGUUGUUGCAUGGAAACUAAACUUGGUUCCAGUUCCAGAAACUGUGACUGUGUUCACAGUGGAAAAAACCUUGGAACAAAAUGCAAUCCAUAUUCUAAAUCGGUGGCAAUAUGUAGCAGACAAGCUUCACAAAGAUCUCUUCAUUAGAGUUAUCAUAGAGCGAGUUAAUUCUACGAGUCAACGAGGAAAGCCAACAGUAAGAGCAGCAUUUAAUUCUCUGUUCCUCGGUGGCGUCGACAGGCUUCUUCCGAUGAUGCAAAAGAGCUUCCCCGAGCUGGGUUUAGUGAAAGAAGAUUGCACCGAAAUGAGAUGGAUCGAAUCCGUCCCCUACUUCGCUGAAUUCCCAAGAAAAACAUCCUUGGAGAUUCUGCUUAACAGGACACAACCAUCGGUGAGAUUUUUAAAAGCAAAAACAGACUAUGUCAAGAAACCUAUGCCAAAGGUUGCAUUAGAAGGCAUAUGGCAAAGGCUGUCGGAAUUAGAAGUGGAAUCAGGACAACUGAUCUUCACUCCUUAUGGAGGAAGAAUGAGUGAGAUUUCAGAGUCCAGCAUUCCAUUUCCACAUAGAGCUGGAAAUGUAUACCAAAUUCAGCACUUGGUGUAUUGGGACAAGGAAGGAAGAGAGGAAACAAGAAGGCACAUAAAUUGGAUCAGAGACCUUUACAGAUUUCUAACUCCCUUUGUUUCAAAAAAUCCAAGAUUAGCGUACGUCAACUAUAGAGAUCUCGACAUUGGAGUUAACAACAUGCAUGGAAACACAAGUUACAAGCAAGCAAGCAAGUGGGGUAUCAAGUAUUACAAUAUGAACUUCGACAGGUUGGUCCAAGUCAAGACCAAAGUUGAUCCUGCUAAUUUCUUCAGAAACGAACAAAGCAUCCCACCACUCUCAUGAGUAGAGAUCAUAAAUUACCGAAAUUACGUGAGUUUAUAGUAUAAAAUAAAUAAAAUUAAAAUAUGUUUGACAUCCUAUAAUCGGAUAGAUCCAAUUUAAAAAGGUUUUUCUUUCGAUAUUUUUAACCUCAAUAAGGAUGUUUGUGCUGUAUAAUGGACAUCCAUGUAGAUUCCUAUACGUGAAAUCAGGUUUCGACAUGUGUGAGCUAAAAUAAAAUUUGAUUG